CCCACGUUCGCUCACCUUUUCCCUGGAUCCACCAUCCUGGGCUGAGAAGCCAGGAAAGAGGGUGGCAAAGGAACUGCUUGGACUUUUGAAUUUUGGGGAGCAUAGAGCUGAAUCUUCAGGAUGGCUAGAUACUUUAUUAUCCUUAGAAGCGUGGUCCUGUUGCAGGCGCUGUGCUUGGCCUUGGCUCAAGUGACAGGUCCACCCGGGCCCCAGGGUCCCCCUGGUCCCUCUGGCCCUGCAGGAACUCCUGGAGCCGACGGCAUUGAUGGUGAGAAGGGCCCUCAUGGACCCCCUGGCCCACCUGGUCAAAAGGGAGAAUCGGGUGAGCCUGGUCCUGAUGGAGCUCCUGGGGAGGAUGGUAUUGAUGGUUUGAUCGGGGCUAAAGGUGAGAGGGGCCCGAGGGGUAAUCCUGGACCAAAGGGUAAACAAGGGUCAAGUGGACUGUCAGGACCUACUGGACUUGGACUGCCUGGACUUCCUGGAGCACCAGGCCCCAUUGGACUUCCGGGACAAAUUGGGCUUACUGGAACAAAAGGUGUUAUGGGAAGUCCCGGAGCCCCAGGAUUACACGGACCUUCAGGCAAGCCUGGUCCACCAGGAAAGUUUUUGGGUUUGGAGGAAGGCAGUGCCGACUUCCAAUGUCCAACCAACUGUCCACCUGGACCGAAGGGUCCUCAGGGACUACAGGGGGUGAAGGGACAUAAGGGUCGUGCCGGGGUAUUGGGAGAUCCAGGAAGGAUUGGAAAAACGGGUUCAAAGGGGAUUGUCGGAAUCUCCGGUGAACAAGGAAUUCCAGGCCCUCCAGGUCCCCAAGGUUUGAGAGGAUAUCCAGGAAUGGUGGGACCCAAAGGCGAGAUGGGACCCCGUGGCUAUAAAGGCAUUGCUGGACUAAUCGGCAUCCCUGGAGGCCCUGGUGAGGAGGGACCCCAAGGACCACCUGGAGAGUCAGGACAAAAAGGUGACAUUGGAGAACGUGGCAUACGUGGACCUCAGGGAGUGGUCGGAAAGAAGGGACAGAAUGGUCUUCCUGGAAUUGAUGGAAAAGAUGGUACACCUGGCAUCCCAGGAAUGAAGGGGGCUGCAGGACAAAAUGGCAGACUUGGAGCACCUGGUAACCAGGGAGAUCCUGGUUUACCUGGUAGCCCUGGAACCAAGGGUGAAAGGGGAGUCAAGGGUGAGACAGCACCCAGAGGAUUGAUGGGAAUGCAAGGAAUUCCUGGACCUCAGGGUGAACCCGGUCCUCCAGGUGAAGCUGGCAUGGAGGGAGUUCCAGGGCCAAAGGGUGACCGGGGUGAACGAGGACCAGUUGGGCCUUCUGGGAUCAUUGGUUUAACUGGAAGUAAGGGAGAGAGAGGACCCAUGGGCGUCCCAGGGGCUCAGGGUCUAACUGGAACCAAGGGUGACAAGGGAUUCCAAGGCAAAGUUGGGGAGAAGGGCGACAUCGGUGAUCCUGGUGUAGAGGGUCUGGCUGGAGAAAAGGGAGAGAAGGGACAAUCUGGUGAGCCUGGUCCUAAAGGUCAGCAAGGUGUAACUGGUGAUCCAGGGCACAACGGCUUCGCCGGAGAUCCCGGAAAACCAGGAGACCAGGGUCCGGCAGGCUUACCUGGUCCACGUGGCCUUGCAGGAGAGAGAGGCGUUCCAGGCAUGCCAGGAAUACUAGGACCAACCGGUCGCGACGCUUCGGAUCAGCACAUCAUCGACGUGGUCCUGAAGAUGCUUCAAGAGAGGUUAGCUGCAGUAGCAGUGAGUGCAAAGAGAGCCGUGCUGGGCGGAGCGGGUGUGAUGGGACCUCCAGGUCCUCCAGGACCACCAGGACCCCCUGGACCUCAGGGUCCUCAUGGACUAACUGGUGCCCGUGGCAUCCCUGGCACGAUCGGUUCCGCAGGACAGAUUGGCAACCACGGCCUUAAAGGAAAGAGAGGUGCUAAGGGGGAGAGAGGAGAUCCUGGUCGACCACACCCUGGCCCACCGGGACAACCUGGAUUGCCAGGUCCUCCAGGUCUUGAUGGUGUGGCACGGGACGGUAGGCCCGGUGAGAGAGGACCACAGGGUGUAGGGGGUGACGCAGGUCGUCCUGGAAAGGCCGGUUCUCCUGGUCUUCCUGGAUUCUGUGAAGCAGCUGCAUGUCUGGCGGCCUCCGUCUAUACUUCUCCAAGACUCCAAGAGGCAGGAAGAGUGAAGGGCCCAUCCACUUAAAUCAAGCCCUCUACUGGGCCAUGAGAACAUCGGAGAAAGAGAGAACCAUGACGAAAGGGGGAGAAAUAGUGGGAGGCAUGGAAAGAGGAGAACUUCUCUUCAUUGGACACCAUUGUGAGGGGGGAGGGAACAGUUGUUGCCUGGCAUUGGGGAUGUUUAUGUGUAGGUUUUUGUGUGAUUUCUACCGGAGGCAAUGUUGGUCGCUGCUGCUCUGUCCCCACCACACACUAUAGAUGUGAGAACACUGCCGAUGACAUCACAGGUGACAUCAUCAUGAUCAUCAUCAUCAUCACGUGCCCUGGACUAGAAGAACUGUGAGAAUGCUAUUCAACCAAAGGUGCUGUUUUUAUGAUCCAAAUUAAAAAACAAGAAUGACACCAAGAUUUUUAAGUGCCAAGCCAUUCCCUUAUAACUAAAACAAUAAAAAAAUGAUUUAAAGCUAGUCUACAGAUUUCAUUAAUAAAGUUACAUUGUGAACUUCAGAGA
Molecule: messenger RNA, 2682 nt
Organism: Triplophysa dalaica
Lineage: Eukaryota; Metazoa; Chordata; Actinopteri; Cypriniformes; Nemacheilidae
Gene: col9a2
Product: procollagen, type IX, alpha 2
Exons: 32
Coding region: 121-2196 (691 amino acids)
Source: RefSeq, a predicted model, not a curated record